Messenger RNA from Alternaria arborescens, 2007 nucleotides. RefSeq lists its product as hypothetical. The transcript has a single exon. The record is from RefSeq and is a predicted model, not a curated record. The coding region runs from base 1 to 2007 and encodes 668 amino acids. Lineage: Eukaryota; Fungi; Ascomycota; Dothideomycetes; Pleosporales; Pleosporaceae.
AUGGAACUUGGCACGCCUUCACGACCCAGCGCUUCAGCCUUCGCGGAACCUGUCGAUGAAACUUCCAUCCGUCUCCUACACUUCUCGCGGUCUGAAGAUGGCAUCUUCACUGGCAAGUUACGGCGGUUCCCGAUCGCUGGUGCACCUCACUAUUAUACAGCCAGUUAUGUGUGGGGCGAGCGGAAGUACACGGGAGUUACGAUUAAUGUGAGGACUGGAACACUGCCUAUAUUGGACAGUCUUGUGCCCUUUCUAAAGAUGGUUACUCGUCACAGCGAUUUCAAAGCUAGUGACUGGUGGUGGAUCGAUUCAUUAUGUAUCAACCUCGACGACAGCCGCGAACGCGAGAAACAGGUUCGCAUCAUGGCCGACAUCUACAAGAGGGCAAGAAGAGCGAUAGUAUGGCUUGGUGAAGAGAAAGAGAGAGACAGCGACUGUACAGAUGCAAUCGAAUUUAUGCACUACCUCUCCACUUUACAGAUCGCAUUCAAUGGAGACGACAUCGCUAUGCGCAAAAAGCUUGAGAACCCUGAGUUCACCGAGAAGUGCGCUGCUGUCAGCGCGCUGCUAGCCAGGCCGUGGUGGACAAGAGUGUGGACUCUGCAAGAGUUUGUACUUCCGAAAGAGGCGAAGCUAUACUGUGGCAUGGCGAGCAUUAGCCGCGGAAGGUUCAAGACUGCAAUCUACAGCAUCUUUCUUUGCAGCACCAUCAGCCAAGAGUUUGAACACGAGCUCGUACCGCGGAAGCUAUUCGAUGGAGCGUUCAAUCGUCGUCGCAUUCAUCAAUGGUUCACUAAACCAGCCUCGGUCGGCAUCAAUUUGAUUGCUAUCAUGGCGUAUCUUGGCAACCACUCCGCGACCGACAGCAGGGACCGCAUAUACUCGGUUCUUGGCCUGAUUAGCGAAAAGGAUCGAGAGCUCAUAGGACCCGCCGAAUAUACCACCGAUGUUGCGCAUCAAUUUGCGAAACUUGUUCGCUCCUUCUGGCAUGCUCACAAAUCGCUGGACAUUGUUUGUUUCACGCAUCUGUUCUGCCGCCACGCCGCGGUCAGCGAUCCGGGUACUAAAGAUGCAGCACCCACCUGGACUCCAGAUUGGAGGACGACCAUUGACUUCGCUUCACCUGUACCGCUCAUGGCAAGCCAAAGUGCCUGCGAACAAAUUGGAAACUUCAGGCCACUGCGGUCGACGCGGUGGAAAGCUUCAUAUGAUGCGCCUGGAUCACGCUUGAGGAAAGAAGCAAGCGUCUCUUUCUCCGGUGAUCUGAAGGAUCUGUACUGUGAUGGUGUCAUCUUAGAUACCAUACAUGGCCUUGGAGGACUUGACGGACAGGAAUUACGAUGCCAGAGCUUCGUCUGUAGCGAGACUGGCCAUGAGCUGGUGCAGUCGCAACGAGAGCAGCGCAGCGCACCAAGAGCUACCAUGUUGCCCAUGGAUUGGCUCGAAUCUGUAGCACGCUCUCUGGUCAUCGACCGCCAGGACAAGUACCUCUGCUUCCAAGCACCAGUGCACUACAUCACCGACUUCCUCUUCCUUUGCCAUGCGUGCAUCGAUGGCGACCCAGUCGACUGGAGCUUCUCUACAUGGUUCGAGCAUAACAGGAAGCUCCUGUUCGGCACCACAUCGCUAGAGGAUCUGGUGAAGCAGGUACCCACCGAGUUCACAUCGCCACCCCCAACACACCAUCGACCGCCGUCCCACCCCAUGCACCAGAUGAACGAUAAGCUCGACACUUUUCUCUCGCGCUUUCACGAUACUGUGCGGAAGAAAGCACGUCGGUUGAUGGUCACCGAACAGGGCUAUGUUGGUGUGGCACCGUGUCGCGCACGGCCGGGCGAUGUUGUUGCUAUUCUGUUCGGGUGCAGCAUUCCGCUUGUCCUGAGGAAGCAGACACAAGACGCGUGGUGGGUUGUGGGUGAAGGUUUUGUGUAUGGUUAUAUGAAUGGCGAGGUUGCCGACCUGGUCAAGAGCGGGAGGGUUGUCAGGCGUCGGCUGAGGCUUGUGUGA